UGCUCCGCAGCGGGCUCUGUUUCUAUAGAGAGAGCAUGGCCUGGUCCACAAAGAGUCCUCCUUCCCCUCCGUUGGCCUCUGGUUCGUUGGCGAAGGAGGGUAAAGGACGAAGACGCCGAGCACGACGGCCAUUACAGCGCCCCGCCCGCCAUUACAGCGCCCCGCCCCGGCGCAUGCGCGGCAGCCCCGGCAAGAUGGCGGCGGCGACGGCUACGGCGCCGGCGGAGGAGGAGCCGAGGCGGCGGAUCCCGCUGGUGCCGGAGAACUUGCUGAAGAAGAGGAAGGCCUACCAGGCCAUCAAGGCCACCCAGGCCAAGCAGGCGCUCCUCAGCAAACGGAAGCACCAGAAGGGGAAACAAAUCCAGUUUAAACGCCUUGAGGCUUUUGUUCGAGAUUCAUGGCGCAAACACCGGGACGAUGUCCGGCUGAGACGCAUGGAGCAGAGACCUGGACAGACAGCUGCACCUCAGGAGCACAAACUAGCCUUUGUUGUGCGGAUUGUAGAUAUUACGGGAGUGAGUAGGAGGGUAAAAAGAGUGAUUGACUUGCUGCGGCUGAGAAGAAAUUUCACUGGAAUGUUUGUUAAACUGACUCCGUUAUCGCUGAAGAUGCUGCGAAUUGUGGAACCUUAUGUGGCGUGGGGACACCCUAACUUGAAAUCUGUACGAGAGCUCAUCCUGAAACGGGGCCAAGCCAAGAUCCAGAAAAAGAGGAUACCUCUCACAGACAAUAUGCUGAUAGAGGAACAUUUAGGGGGCUGUGGUAUUAUUUGCCUGGAAGACCUUAUUCAUGAAAUCUACUCAGCUGGGAAACAUUUCAAAAAAGUCACAAACUUCCUCUGGCCGUUCCAUCUGUCAGUGGCUCGCCAUGCUUCGCGGAACAAAGUGGGUUUCCUCAAGGAAAUGGGUAAGCCUGGCUGGAGAGGUGACGGAAUCAACCAGCUUAUACGACAGCUGAACUAGCCAGGGUCUGUGUGAGAACUUCAGGAUUUAUAACCUGUUCCUUUUCACACGUGGUUUUCAUGGAUGUUACCCUAUGCAAUGAUGUAGUAUGUCUUUUGACUGUUGGUGCCUCUCUAAAAAAAAGAAGAAAAAAUACACGGAUGAUGAUGGAGAGGGACUUUGUGCUGGUCCUUCUUGAAGAAGACAAAUUGUAUGUGGUACAAGAAGCAACUUGAGCUUCCUGGAGCAAUCAGACUUCUCUGUAAAACAAGUUAUUUUUUUAUACUCAUUACUGCUGGCGCUGUACCAGUCAUCUCCUGAUCUCAUCUUUGGUAUAAAGCAGUGGCUGUCAGUUCCUGAUAUAAAUUUCUGUUAGAGUUGAUUGGCACUCACAGCUUUGGUCCGGUCCUCCCCAGGGGAAGUGCUUGAAGUGCACCUCCUCCUAGGUGUAAAGGGGUGGUGCAGUCACCUGUUCAAGAGUAUGGCUGACAGGCUGAAGAAAACUCGAGGUGUUCCUCUGUUACUGCAGUGCAAGCCCCAGUAGUGAAUAAUGUAAUAUUUUUUUGAAGUAACCUAGCUUGUAUUUAUUUUAAGAAAAAAAACCAUGAUUUUGUGCUACUGAUUUGCAGAAGGCUGCCUCUUCACCUCUGCUAGGUUGGGACUGCUGGAGAGAACUAUUGCCUGCUAUGGAAGCCCAGAAACUUUGUAGAACGGUGGUGGAGUACGUGUAAUCAAUGUUUUUUAAAUAAACUUUUGAAAUCA
Chroicocephalus ridibundus (black-headed gull) is the source of this 1703-nucleotide messenger RNA. RefSeq names its product ribosomal protein L7 like 1 (gene RPL7L1). Gene Ontology annotation, biological process: maturation of LSU-rRNA from tricistronic rRNA transcript (SSU-rRNA, 5.8S rRNA, LSU-rRNA). The transcript is spliced from 7 exons. Gene Ontology annotation, cellular component: cytosolic large ribosomal subunit. The coding region runs from base 36 to 962 and encodes 308 amino acids. The record is from RefSeq and is a predicted model, not a curated record. NCBI's taxonomy places the organism in Eukaryota, Metazoa, Chordata, Aves, Charadriiformes, Laridae. Gene Ontology annotation, molecular function: RNA binding; structural constituent of ribosome.